Xyrauchen texanus (razorback sucker) is the source of this 2352-nucleotide messenger RNA. RefSeq names its product DNA polymerase beta-like. The record is from RefSeq and is a predicted model, not a curated record. Lineage: Eukaryota; Metazoa; Chordata; Actinopteri; Cypriniformes; Catostomidae. Gene Ontology annotation, cellular component: nucleus. The coding region runs from base 123 to 1124 and encodes 333 amino acids. The transcript is spliced from 14 exons. Gene Ontology annotation, molecular function: DNA-directed DNA polymerase activity; DNA binding. Gene Ontology annotation, biological process: double-strand break repair via nonhomologous end joining.
UACAGCGCUAAUGCUAAUGCUUUGUCUUGUUGUCUCUAGUCACUCUUGAGUCAGAACUCGUCUUUGCUGGUAUAAAGUAAAACAAUAAACACAUUUAACCAUUCAUACCACCAAUUUAAACUAUGAGCAAACGAAAAGCGCCACAAGAAACUCUGAACGAAGGAAUCACAGACUUUCUGAUUGAGUUGGCCAAUUAUGAGCGAAAUGUCAACAGAGCCGUCCACAAAUACAAUGCUUACAGAAAAGCAGCAUCUGUGAUUGCCAAAUACCCACAGAAGAUCACAAGUGGAACAGAAGCAAAGAAACUGGAUGGAGUUGGUGCAAAGAUAGCUGAGAAAAUCGAUGAGUUUUUAACCACAGGAAAACUGCGCAAACUGGAAAAGAUUCGCAGUGAUGACACAAGCUCCUCCAUUAACUUCUUAACCAGAGUGACUGGAAUCGGUCCUGCUGCGGCUAGGAAGUUUUAUGAUGAGGGUGUCAGGACAUUAGAAGAUCUGUCGAAAAUUGAACACAAGCUCAACCAUCAUCAGCAGAUCGGGUUAAAGUACUUUGAAGAGUUUGAGAAGAGAAUUCCUCGUGCAGAAAUGCAGAAAAUGGAGGGUCUGAUAUUAAAAGAACUUGAUAUAGUGGAUCCUGAGUACAUUGGCAUCAUCUGUGGCAGCUAUAGGAGAGGAGCAGAGUCGAGUGGUGAUAUUGAUAUAUUGCUGACCCAUCCAGACUUCACCUCUCAGUCUGAGAAACAGCCCAAACUUCUUCACGCAGUUGUGGAUCAUCUGGAGUCCAUCGGCUUCAUCACGGACACUCUGUCUAAAGGAGACACAAAGUUUAUGGGUGUGUGCCAACUUCAGGAAGAUGAAGAAGAUUAUAUUCACCGCCGAAUUGAUAUCAGGCUUAUUCCAAAGGAUCAGUAUUACUGUGGAGUGCUGUACUUUACUGGGAGUGACAUAUUCAACAAGAACAUGAGGACUCAUGCACUGGAGAAAGGCUUUACUCUUAAUGAGUACACCAUUCGUCCACUAGGGGUCACAGGUGUGGCUGGAGAGCCGCUGCUGGUGGACAGUGAGAAGGACAUCUUUGACUACAUCCAGUAUAAAUACAAGGAACCAAAGGACCGCAGCGAGUGAAACUAGCAGAGACUGUGAGAGAGGGAUGUGAACAUGAUGGUCUCUCUCAAGAAUGUAAUCCAUCUGUCAUACACAAAAUUUCAACCUCAAAGUGUGUGUGUGUGUGUGUGUGUGUGUGUGUGUGUGUGUGUGUGUGUGUGUGUGAAAUCAGCUACUUGGAAGUAGUUGAAGGUGCUUUUAACAAUAAUCAUACAUAGUAUUUUAUUUACAUUACAAAUCCAGUUCUGAAUUGCUUCGGGUAGAGAAAACAGCGUAAACAUUUGUUUAUUCCGAGACUGCGACAUUUAAUUUGUAAGGAAGCAAACUGUAUUGAUUUUUGACUGUGUGUGUGAUUUGUUAUUUAAAGUUUGCAUGGUCCAGUCUGUUGCUUUUUGGAUAUUUUAUUGGAUAGUGUGACAUUUACAGUAUGUGUAAUUUGGGUGGCACGGUGCCCGGUGGCUCAGUGGUUAGCACUGUCACCCCUCAGCAAGAAGGUCCCGGGCUCAACUGUGUGGCAUUUGCAUGUUCCCUCCGUGUUCCCAUGGGUUCCCUCUGGGUCCCCCACAAGUCCAAAAACAAUUGGGAGACUCUAAAUGCCCCUGUAGGUGUGAGUGAGAGUCCCCAGCCACUGGGGGUGGCGUCAGGAAGGGCAUCCGGCGAAAAACCUGUGCCAAGUCGGAUAUGUGGAUCACGGAAGGUGCGCUGCCGCGGCCCCUAACGGGAGCAGCCGAAAGAAGAUACAGGAUGUGUAAUUUAUGACACUGUUCUGUAAAAUAAGGGCCAAAUACUUUGUGGUUCUAAGUCAUUUUAAUUUGUUAAUUGUAUCAUUACUUGAAAUGUAUCAGUACUUUUUGUACAAGUCAAAAGGGCUGCAGCCAAGCUAGAAUUUAACUCGGCAGAUGGAUGGAAACACUGUUGUAUAUACUGUAAAGGUGCCAGAAAUGGAGAAACGUUCAAUCUAUUUCUAUUUAGAGUAAUGGCGGGAUGCUCGAAACGUCACUACUAUCUAAUAAAACUCCUGUUCAUGGGAACUUUGGAUUGUUGCUUUUUUAUGUGUGUGUGUGUGUGUAUAUAUAUAUAUAUAUAUGUGUAUGUGUGUGUGUGUAUAUAUGUGUGUGUUUGUAUGUGUGUGUGUGUGUGUGUAUAUAUGUGUGUGUGUGUGUGUGUGUGUAUAUACAUAUGUGUUUAUGUGUGUGUGUGUAUUUAUGUAUAUGUGUGUGUGUGUGUGUAUAUAUAUGUGUGUGUGUAU